Molecule: messenger RNA, 1808 nt
Organism: Rhododendron vialii
Lineage: Eukaryota; Viridiplantae; Streptophyta; Magnoliopsida; Ericales; Ericaceae
Product: B-box zinc finger protein 21-like
Exons: 2
Coding region: 318-998 (226 amino acids)
Biological process (GO): photomorphogenesis; regulation of DNA-templated transcription
Cellular component (GO): nucleus
Molecular function (GO): zinc ion binding
Source: RefSeq, a predicted model, not a curated record
CCCCUGCUACCCAUAUGCCCAUAACCCCUACUACCCAUGAGAGAGAGAGAGAGAGAGAGAGAGAGAGAGAGAGAGAUGGCUUCCCUCCAGAAUUUUCUUUUGAGCCAGUAAAAGAGUUACUAAGACCUGCAACCCCCUACUCCUCCAACCAUCCCCCUACUACCCAUAUGCCCAUAAGACUUCGUCUUCUUCCUCGUUAACUUCCACACCAUACCCGUCCCUUUAUAUCUCUCAAAAGCCAAGUUAGCCAACAGCAAAUAGUGACAAUUGGAAACCCAAUUGAUCAUCAAAAGUCUAGAGAGAGAGAGAGAGAGAGGAUGAAGAUCCAGUGCGACGUGUGUUCGAAGGAAGAGGCCUCUGUCUUUUGCUCCGCCGAUGAAGCCACCUUGUGCGUCGGUUGUGACCGUCGAGUCCACCACGCGAACAAGCUUGCCAGCAAACACAUGAGAUUCUCUCUCCAACUCCCUUCUUCUUCUUCCGAUGAAUCCCCUCGUUGUGAUGUCUGCCAGGAGAAACGAGCCAUUCUGUUCUGCCAAGAAGAUAGAGCAAUGCUCUGCACAGAAUGCGACAUUCCAAUACACAAAGCAAACGAACUCACCGAAAAACACAACCGAUUUCUUCUCACCGGUGCGAGGCUCUCAGCAUCUUCUUCUUCUUCUUCCAAUGUGGGUGAUUUUGCCACUGAUUCGCCGAUAUUCAAGAGCUCUGUUUCGAACAGACAGUCUAAACCAAGUUCAUAUCGCAAGGGUCCAUCAUCUUCUACGUCAUCGCAUUGCAGAGCUGAUAUGGAUUGUUGCCCCAGCCAAGAGAAUUCGGCGUCACUGUCAAAUACAAGUAGCAUAUCGGAGUACUUGAUGGAGACAUUGCCCGGAUGGCGCGUCGAUGAUUUCCUUGAUCCUUCUUGUUCUCACCCUGGUCUCUGUAAGGUUUGCAGUAAACUCGGCACCUUAAUUACUAGAACACAAACGGCACACAUACGCAUGCACCAUGGGAAAUGAGUUUCAUGGAUCAAGAAUCAUGUAUCGUACCAGAGCUCUUUUGGCAGUGGAUAACUUGGGUAUGCGUGAAAAGUUUAUUGAAAUCAUAAGGAAAGGUAUGGACAAAAGUUACAAGGAUACAAAAGCGUGGAGAACUGUAUUGAAAUUCUAACAUUUUCUACUCAAGGAUAGCUUGAGCGUAUGUGUGAAAUGUGUAUAGGCAAUAGUAAAAGCAUGCAUGGGUAACAUUUUUUUGCAUUUUCAGCACGUUAACUGUUCACCCCAACCAAUUAGGUCAUGCUUCGCUUGACCCGAUGCACGUACAUGUGUAUAAAUCUAACUUUCCUGUCAUCUUCGCUAACGUUAUCCAAAUUUGGGGUGCAGUUGCUGGAUUGCGAUCUUGAAAGCAUCUUGUACCCUUUUUACAUUGGAAGAUAAGGCCAUCUGGGUACCUCAUGCUCCAAUCCAAUCUUCUCAUAUUCCUCUGGGUCUGACCCAAACUAGCGCACUGGAUGUGGCUGCUCAACGGUGUUGAAAAGGCACAAGAGGUUUGGAAAAUUGGCAGGAAGUGGAAUGAAGAUGGCCUCACAGUUCCCCAGAUCCGCCCUCCUCUCAAGAGAUCAAGAAAUUUCUUGUAGAAACAUAUGAGAAGGUUAACUGUUUCUUCAAACUGUAAUUUGGAUCAUUUCUGUUGCUGUGCCUGUGUGGCUUCGCGGCUUGUUUGGGGCUCGGACAUUGUUAAUGUUUCUAAUACUUUUUACCCUUUAGAUCGCUAGUUGUCUUUCGCAGAAUCUCUUUGUACAUAAAUUAAUAUCAGGAAUUUUUCGCGCA